CUCUCGGAGGCGCGUCGCGCGAGGCGGGCCAGUCGGCCGAGAAGCUGCCCGCGGCGAGCGCUGCUGCUGCUGCUGCUGCUGCUGCUGCUGGGAGCAUGACUUUUCGAGGCUGAGCCAGUGGCACUUCCAGGAGGGCCCGCCGGCACUCGAUAGCGGCGAUGGAGAACGCGGCCAGGAAGCAGUUCGACCUCCUCGACGGCCUCGUCUUCGCGGGGAUGCUCGGCGUCUCCGCUCUCGUCGGCGUCUACCAGGCCUACAACUCGCGGAAGAACCCCAACGCCGUGAAGGAGUACCUCGUGGGCGGGCAGAACAUGUCCAUCUUCCCCAUAAGCAUGUCGCUCAUCGCCAGCUACAUAUCGGGCAUCGCGAUCCUGGGACUGCCCGCCGAGAUGUACGUCUACGGCACGCAGCUCUGGUGCAUCGUAAUCGCCGACUGCUUCGUCUCGCUGACCAUGGCCAUCGUCUACCUGCCCGUCUUCUACGGCCUGCGGAUCACCUCCUCCUACGAGUACCUGGAGCUGAGGUUCAACCGCGUGGUGAGGCUCAUCGGCUCCUUCAUCUUCCUCCUAAAAAUGCUGCUCUACAUCCCGCUGGUCAUCUACGUGCCGGCGCUGGCGUUCAACCAAGUGACCGGCGUCAACCUGCACGCGAUCGCCUCGGUCGUCUGCGCCGUCUGCAUAUUCUACACGACGCUGGGCGGCCUGAAGGCGGUCGUGUGGACCGACGCGAUCCAGACGAUCGUCAUGUUCGGCGGCGUGAUCGUGGUUGCGCUGCUGGGAACUGCCCGGGCCGGAGGCUGGUCCGAGGUCUGGAGGCGCAACCUCGAGACCGGCCGCAUCGAGUUCUUCAACAUGGACCCCAACCCGACGGUCAGGCACACCUUCUGGACGGUCGUGGUCGGGAACUACCUGAACUGGCUGGCGACCUGCUCCGUGAACCAGGCGAUGGUCCAGCGAUGCCUCGCCAUGCCGAACCUCAAAAAGUCCAACAUCACGAUAGCGAUCAUGGCGGUGGGCAUCGUCGCGAUAGUCUCGCUGAGCUGCUACACGGGCAUCGUCAUCUUCGCCGCCUUCUACGACUGCGACCCCGUCUCCAGCAAGCAAAUCCGCAAGCCGGACCAGCUGCUGCCGUUCUUCGUGAUGGAGCUGGCGCAGGCGAUACCGGGCCUGCCGGGGCUCUUCGUCUCCGGCGUCUUCAGCGCCGCACUGAGCACCAUGUCGACGGGCCUGAACUCGAUGUCCGGGGUCAUCUACGAGGACAUGAUAAAGCCCUGCCUGAGGAAGCCCAUGUCGGAUGUGGCCGCCAGCCGCCUCAUGAAGCUCACGGUCCUCCUCGUCGGAGUCGUCUGCCUCGCCCUCGUUCUGCUCGUCGAGAAGCUCAGCGGCCUCAUUCAGGCCGGCAAGAGUCUGUCCGGCAUCACCGCGGGCCCGCUGCUCGGCAUCUUCACUCUCGGCAUGUUCUUCCCGUUCGCCAACUCCAGGGGCGCGAUAGCGGGCGCCUUGGUCAGCCUGAACCUGGUCGCGUGGAUCUCCUUCGGGACGCAGGCGGCGCUGGCCAGUGGGAAGAUACGCUUCCCGGUCAAGCCCGUCUCGCUCGACGGCUGUCCGGACGGCCUCAAGCUCGGCGCCGCCAAUCUCACCCUCGUCCUUGACAGCGCCGCCGCCGAAGAGACGCCCUUCUUCCUCUACCGGAUGUCCUACCUCUGGUACACGUGGGUCGGCUUCUUGACCGCGAUCAUAGUCGGACUGCUGGUGUCCUGGAUCACCGGGCCGAACAACUACAAGCCCGCGGACUACAAGCUCUACACGCCGCUCAUUCGGGGCUUGCUCUGCAGGGGCAAGGAUACCAAGGCUGACGCGGCGGAGCUAGAGAAGAUCGACGAACGGUCCUCCAAGUGCUAGCAUUAUAAUUUUAUAAUAAAAACUACUCAUAAGUA
Messenger RNA from Nasonia vitripennis (jewel wasp), 1936 nucleotides. RefSeq names its product sodium-coupled monocarboxylate transporter 1. Gene Ontology annotation, biological process: transmembrane transport; sodium ion transport. NCBI's taxonomy places the organism in Eukaryota, Metazoa, Arthropoda, Insecta, Hymenoptera, Pteromalidae. Bases 159 to 1901 code for a protein of 580 amino acids. The transcript has 13 exons. Gene Ontology annotation, molecular function: symporter activity. The record is from RefSeq and is a predicted model, not a curated record. Gene Ontology annotation, cellular component: membrane.